GGGCGCUCAUUACAGAGUUGUAGCCUCAGGGACAUAGGGACCCAACCCCAUUCCACAUUCCUAUUCACGCUCCUCCUCUUCCUACUGCUCUCCAACUCUUCAAAGUCCGUUUGCGCUGCCGUGCUGUGCUCUCGCCCUGCCAGGUUCUCUACCGCUUUCUUCUCUCCCCCUCUCCCAGCUGCGCGUGUGAGAAUCAGCGCUGUUUGCAAUGCAGGCGAACUCAACACGCGGCUCGGCACAAGAUCCCGAGCCGCACCUGGGCCAAGACUGGGGGUCCCUCCGGGCGCAGUGCCAGAAAGAGAGAACCCUCUUCUGUGACCCCCUCUUCCCCGCGGAGCCCAAAGCCCUGGGACCCCCGGCAGAGACCACCGCGGCUUCGGAAAAGGCGCUUCCUCUCGAGUGGCUGCGGCCCCGGGAAAUUUGCCCAAAGCCGUUCUUCCUUCUGGAAGGAGCUUCAACAACAGACAUAUGUCAGGGAGAUCUCGGGGACUGCUGGCUCCUGGCCGCCAUGUCGUCCCUCACGCUGGAGCCUGCCCUCUUCGAGCAGGUGGUGCCCACGGGACAGGACUUCGGCACGGGCUACUGCGGCAUCUUCCGCUUCAGGUUCUGGCAGUAUGGUCGCUGGCUGGAGGUGGUGGUGGAUGAUCGCCUCCCGUCGCGGGGCAAGCGCCUCGUGUACACGCGCUCCAGCACACGCAGCGAGUUCUGGAGCGCACUGCUGGAGAAGGCCUACGCCAAGCUGAAUGGCUCAUAUGCGGCGCUCAAGGCCGGGAAGAUUCUGGAGGCCAUGGAGGACUUCACGGGCGGCGUGGGAGAGUCGUACCGCUCCGACCCUGCGACCCCCAAACUCUGGCUCUGCGUCACCUCUGCUCUGGCCGGCAAUGCCCUGCUCGCCGGCUUUAUUAAGGUAGCGAGUCCCGCGGAGGUGGGUCGCGUGAACGAGUGCGGGCUCGUGCUGGGACACGCGUACUCCAUACUCGCCAUGGACAAGGUCUCUACUCAGGGGGGAUCCGUGCGCCUGGUUCGCCUGCGAAACCCGUGGGGUCGCCAGGAGUAUACGGGGGCCUGGAGCGACAAGGCCACUGAGUGGGACUCGGUGGAGCCACAGGAGCAACAGCGACUCAAGCUCAAGAAGUCAGAGGACGGAGAAUUCUGGAUGUCAGUGGAGGAAUUCACGAACUUCUUCAGCACCAUCGAGAUCUGCAGCUUCAACCCCGAGGAGACGGAGGGGGCCGACUCGACCGAGGGGGCCCCGGGAACCCCAACGCCACCCUCGUGGGUCCUCACCACUCACGACGGACGCUGGAUCCCCGGCUGUUCCGCUGGCGGCUGCAGGAAAUACAAAGUCUCGUUCUGGACGAACCCCCAGUUCCGCCUGAGUCUACGUGCUGGGGACGAGGAGGGGGGGUCCCAAGGAGGAGGGCCAGGGGUGGCCCACCGAGGAGGAGCGGCCACCCACUGCACCGUGGUCCUGGCCCUCAUGCAGAAGAACCGCAGGGGGGGGCCGCCGGCGUCCAACGGGAAGGGGACCCCCGACUUCCUCUACAUCGGAUUCGCCGUCUACCCGGUGCCAGAAAAGUUCCGCAAGCAGAAGGACCCCCUCCCGUCCUCGUUCUUCGUGAUGGCGCGGCCCGUCGAGGAGACGCCGGGGUUCUCCAACGCCCGCGAGGUGAGUGUGCGUGCCCGCCUGCCCCUGGGCGACUACGUGGUCGUCCCCUCCACCUACGAGCCCGACGUGGAGGGCGACUUCUUCGUGCGCGUCUAUGCCAAGCAGGAGAACCGCUCCCGGAAAGCCGAGCCACUGAAGUGCGAGUUUAACGGAAGUAUUGUGUUCGCCGCUCCUGCCCCCACUGAACCCGAGCUGGAUGAUGCCGAGUUUCAGAAGCUGGCGGGCAGAGAUGGACGAAUCUCCCUGUCUGAGUUCACGCGUCUCGUCAACUCAAGGUUACCUGCUCGGAGCGCCCUCUCCAUCGACGCGUGUCGCAGCCUGGUCUCCUUCCAGCCCGGCAAGAAGAAGUCUCUGAGGAAGUUGAAUCUGGAGGAAACUCACCGGUUCAUGCUCGUCGUGAAGAAAUUACAGGCUGUCUUCCUAGAGUUUGACCGCGAUGGUUCGGGCGGCAUGAGCACCUUUGAGCUGGGACAGGGGCUCGCCCAGUGUGGUGUGAAGCUGCGCAUGGCCGUGUACGAGCGCGCGUGGACGCGUUUCGCGAGCGCCGACUCCAGCCUGAGCCUGAGCGCCUUCGUCAGCUGCGUGUGUCGCCUGCAGAACCUCUUCAGUGUUUACGAGGUGGAGAAGGAGAGAACGGGGGAGGCACUUCCCGAGUUUGACGAGUGGGUGACUGCGUACAUCGGGCUGUGAUGAACCCGGGUGACCCUGGUUGACCUCUGGUGACCUCGGAUGACUCCAGCUCAAUUCUACUUGGUUCUGGGAUGGCUCAUAGAGAAGUGGUGAUGGUGUUAUGAUGAUGAUUGUUAACAUGCCAUUUAUUUACCCGGGCCAACCUUUUUAUCAGAAGGGUCCUGCUACAUUGGGAUGUUUGGCAGUGAAUUCCAUAGUUAAUGAGAGCAUGGCUGCAUGUGGGAGAAAAGUGAUGAACCUGGAGGAAAUCCACCCUCACCUACAGCACCUGGCAAGCCCUGGUGCUGGUCAACCCAUCCAGGCUCCACCCUGCUGAGCUUCAUGAUGAUGGUAUUUGAUGGCAAUGGUGAUGGUAAUAGUACUAAGUGAAGACGAUGGUGAUGGUAUUUACAGUAUUUUGUUAUAAUGGCAGUAAUGGUGUUGGUGGUGAUGGUGCAAACAGUAGCAGUGAGGUGAGUUCUAAUCAUGGCAUUGAUGGUUUGUGGUGAUGGUGUUGACGAUAAUACAGUGACGGUGAUGUUGGUGGUCGUCGUGACGGCCGUGAUGAUAUUACAGUAUUUGAUGGUGAUGUUGGUGGUGGUAAUUAUCAUUGUGGUGGUGAUGGUAGUGGUAAUGAUAUUUCUGUAAUUGUGAUCAGGAUGGUGACGUCGAUGAUGAUGAUGAUGUGUACAGGUUGGGUGUUAGUUCCCUCUGUCUCUCUCUCCAAAUAAACAACACAUCGUUUUAACCUCCUAAAACCCGA
Messenger RNA from Petromyzon marinus (sea lamprey), 3101 nucleotides. Lineage: Eukaryota; Metazoa; Chordata; Hyperoartia; Petromyzontiformes; Petromyzontidae. The record is from RefSeq and is a predicted model, not a curated record.